Molecule: messenger RNA, 1497 nt
Organism: Aaosphaeria arxii CBS 175.79
Lineage: Eukaryota; Fungi; Ascomycota; Dothideomycetes; Pleosporales
Product: aldehyde dehydrogenase
Exons: 4
Coding region: 1-1497 (498 amino acids)
Molecular function (GO): aldehyde dehydrogenase (NAD+) activity
Source: RefSeq, a predicted model, not a curated record
AUGUCUGGUCUCUCUGUCAAGCUCAAGACUCCCCACACGGGUGAGUACGAGCAACCUACUGGCCUCUUCAUCAACAACGAGUGGGUCAAGGGUGUCGACGGCAAGACCUUUGAGGUUAUCAACCCCGCCACCGAGGAGGUCAUCACCUCGGUCCACGAGGCCACCGAGAAGGAUGUCGACAUCGCCGUCCAGGCCGCACGAAAGGCCUUCAACGGUCCCUGGAGGACUGAGACCCCAGAGAACCGCGGCAAGCUCCUCGUCAACCUUGCCAACCUCUUCGAGAAGAACGUCGACAUCCUCGCCGCCGUCGAGUCGCUCGACAAUGGCAAGGCCAUCACCAUGGCCAAGGGUGACGUCGGAGCUGCUGUUGGCUGCUUGAGGUACUAUGGUGGAUGGGCAGACAAGAUCGAGGGCAAGGUCGUUGACACCAAUCACGAGACCUUCAACUACAUCCGCAAGGAGCCCAUCGGUGUUUGCGGACAGAUCAUCCCAUGGAACUUCCCCCUUCUCAUGUGGGCGUGGAAGAUUGGCCCUGCCAUCGCCGCCGGUAACGUCGUCGUCCUCAAGACUGCCGAGCAGACUCCUCUCUCCGCUUUGGUCGCCGCCAACCUUGUUAAGGAGGCCGGUUUCCCCCCAGGUGUUGUCAACAUCAUCUCUGGUUUCGGAAAGGUCGCCGGUGCUGCCAUCUCCUCCCACAUGGACAUUGACAAGGUUGCAUUCACUGGAUCCACUGUCGUCGGUCGCCAGAUCAUGAAGGCUGCUGCUGGCUCCAACUUGAAGAAGGUCACUCUCGAGCUCGGCGGAAAGAGCCCCAACAUUGUCUUCGACGACGCCGACAUUGAGAACGCCAUCUCGUGGGUCAACUUCGGUAUCUACUUCAACCACGGUCAGUGCUGCUGCGCCGGUUCGCGUGUGUACGUACAGGAGGGCAUCUACGACAAGUUCCUCCAGCGAUUCAAGGAGCGUGCACAGCAGAACGCUGUCGGUGACCCAUUCCACCCCGAGACCUUCCAGGGUCCUCAAGUCUCUCAGCUCCAGUUCGACAGGAUCAUGAGCUACAUCGAGCACGGCAAGUCUGCUGGUGCCACGGUUGAGACCGGUGGUAAGCGCAAGGGUGACAAGGGCUACUUCAUUGAGCCGACCAUCUUCAGCAACGUCACCGAGGACAUGAAGAUCGUCCAGGAGGAGAUCUUCGGCCCCGUCUGCUCAGUCUCCAAGUUCAAGACCAAGGAUGAGGUCAUCGCUCUUGGCAAUAACUCGACCUAUGGUCUUGCUGCUGCCGUCCACACCACCAACCUCAACACCGCUCUCGAGGUCGCCAACAGCAUCCGCGCCGGAACAGUCUGGGUAAACAGCUAUAACACUCUUCAUUGGCAGCUUCCGUUCGGUGGCUUCAAGGAAUCUGGGAUUGGCCGUGAGCUCGGUGAGGCUGCAAUUGAGAACUAUAUCCAAACCAAGACUGUUUCCAUCCGUCUGGGCGACGCACUCUUCGGUUAG